AACUGGAAAAACUAUUCUGAGUGGCAGGAACAGCUGUCUCUCAAACUAUUCUUGCAUUGGUUUUGUUUAUGCUGUAAAACAUUGCCAGGUUAUGGAAAUUCAGCUCUGAAUAGAAAAUAGAGGACUUUGUUGAAGUACUGAAGGUUCAUUUGAUAAACUGAGACCCUAAAGAGACAUGGAGGCUGUUUUAGGACUGUUGGUGAUCUCAGCAGGAGUGUCUCAUGGUAAGAAACAACUUUAUGUGUUGGCUUCCCUCUUCUUUUUAUGCAGAAUAUAAUAUAAGGAGUCUUGUAUAUCAUGUAGCAGAAAUGACGGAUGAUGAUAGACAAUAUUCAGAACACUUAGAGACAGUUUUCUCUUUACUCACUGUUCCAUGAUAAUGAUCACUGACUUCUGUUCUCUAUUACGUUGAUGCUGUUGGUUUGGUUAUACUGUUAGUCGCUUGUAUCCUCAUCUGAAAAACGAUACAUGACUUGACAUGGGUUAGAACAGUGAUAGUCACUAUCGUGUAUAUUUUUCUUCCUGAUCUUCAGGCUUGGAGACUUCCUGUGAUGCUAGAGAGGAUGGAUCUCAGUGUUAUGGAGCUCUGGGAGGAACUGUCUAUCUCCAGCUGAUCACUAAUGCCACGGGAAAUGUUGACCUCACAUUUUGGAAAGGCACAAAUGUUACUAAAAAAGAGAUAGUCAAAAUUAAGAAUGACAAACUGGUAAUAAGAAACAGCACCAUUAAAGACAGAGUACACUUCUUUAGAAACAAUGGGACAUUUAGGUUAAAUAACACAACAAGGAAUGAUUCUGGUAAAUACCUGCUAGAAAUAUUUCAUGACGGGAAACCAAUCAGCACCAGUGGACUACAACUGUUCAUUGAAGGUAAUUAACUAACUCUUUAUAAAGUUAAUGUUGUCAAAUCAUUAUUACAAAUUAUAACUUUGACAAGCUCUACAUAUUUCUCUUUGGCUAAACAAAAAAUAUGUGACUACCUAAUAAUCCAAAUAAUGAGAAAUGCAUUUUACGUGUAACCAUGGAGUCAUUUUUGUUUCAUAGGCUACUGUAGUUGGUACAUAGAGUCAUAACCAUAUCCAUCAACAUUAAAUCAUCUGUUGGUUAUUUGAAAUGCCGUCAUUGUGUAUCAUGAAUCUGCUCCUCCUGUUGACUACAGUAGCUUCUGUGGCUUUCAAGAACAAUGGCUGGUGUUGUGUUCUAAUGUGUUUUGACCUCUUACUACAGUUACAUAUCCUUCUUCCCCCACAGCUCCAGUGUCCUCUCCUCAACUGUCCUCUGACUGUCUGUCCCAUGGAGAGAUGAGGGUGUCCUGCUCCUCUGGGGGGGACGGUCCCCAGUACAGCUGGACUCUGGAUGGACAGACACUGAGAGACACUGAGGCCUCUCCUGGUGAUGAGACAAACACCAUCACUCUGAAGAAAGGCCUGUCUGGAAAUCUCACCUGUACCGUCAGAAACAACAUCAGCAGUGUUGCUGUCAGCAACAUAAUCUCACACUGUCCAGGUAAGCUACUGUUUAAUUUACUUAGUUAUAAAUACAUAUUGUUAUGACCAACAAGAUCAAUGAUUAAUUAUAAUAGUUAUGGUGAUUAUAAUGAUCAAUGACAAAUACUUAACAAUGAAAAUUGACCUGUUUAGAAACAGCAUUAUCCAUUUGCCAGUAUUUACAUGUAAUUCAGAUACGCAUGUGAUUACUUUUAAUUUGGAUUGCCUACAGGGCUCACUUAUGCUAACUGCACCUUAACCAACGGGACAAAGAUAUCAGAGUGGGUGAAUGCCACUGGUAGUAUCCUGUGUGUUGAGCCUACAACAGUGGUGACUGAGGCCUACACCAGUAAAACCUCCACUGGUAAGGGCCUGGGGCAUGACACCCUAAUGACCUCCAGACCCAGCAAUCACACCCAGGGCUUGACUAACAACACUAGUACUAACUCCCCUCCAACCCUUUGGAUUUUUAGUAAGUGAUCAUGCUUAUUCUGAUGUAUUAUUGGUGUCAUUAUUAUCAUGAAGAUGUUUUUACAAUGGAGCUUCACUCCUAUGUGUUGUUGUGUCUUUGUCUCUCUUAGUCCCAGAGAAAGUAGGGAUGGCAGCAGGGUCUCUGGCAGGAGUGGUCCUUGUCUUACUGAUGCUGUUGGCAGUUUACUGUGUCCAGAAGAAAAAUAAACCUUCAAAGACUCCAGGUUAGAGGACAUUUAGCUGUAGAUCUUCAUGUUUCUCAAUUACUACAAUUUUCCAUGUCAGUCUGUCAGAGAUAUUUAGACGUAAUCUCUCUCUCUCUCUCUCCUCGCUCUCGAUCUCUUUCUCCCUCUCUCGCUUUCUCUGUCUCUCGCUCUAUCAAUUCAAUUUGCUUCAUUGGUAUGACGUAACAAUGUACAUAUUGCCAAAACUUACUUUGGAGAUUUACAAUAUUAACAUAAUGAAAAAAAUAAUAAUCAAUAUUGUCAACGGGACAUCAGUAACAACAAUAAUCAAGGGUCAAACUAACCAUACAUUGAACAAUGGCAUAGAGGACAUGUGCAGGUUGGUUGAUCUGUCAGACAUUGUCCCUCAUCUCUCUCUCUCUCUUUGUCUGUCUUGCUCUCCCUCUCUCUCUCUCACUCUUUGUCUGUCACUCCCUCUCACUCUCUCUGUCUCUGUCUCUGUCUCACUCUCUCGCUCUGUCUCUCUAGUCAUCUCUCUCACCACAGUUAAGGAUGACAGCCAGGAUGUGGAAUACGCUGAUGUCAGGAUACUGAGGAAGGAAAUGAGACAGAAGGAGAGGGAGGCGCCGGUUGAGGUGGAGUAUGGACAAGUGAAAGUGGCGGGGGGUCCCCAGCAGCCGGUGGAGUAUGGACAGAUUACAAUAUUAAAGGGUCCCAGGAUGAAGGUAGACACACCUGAGGAGGACUGUAUGUAUGCCAGUGUACGGAAAGGCCAGUGA
Coregonus sp. 'balchen' is the source of this 2921-nucleotide messenger RNA. The record is from the annotation of a GenBank genome assembly. NCBI's taxonomy places the organism in Eukaryota, Metazoa, Chordata, Actinopteri, Salmoniformes, Salmonidae.